This is a messenger RNA of Plasmodium inui San Antonio 1, 180 nucleotides long. RefSeq lists its product as hypothetical. Bases 1 to 180 code for a protein of 59 amino acids. Lineage: Eukaryota; Apicomplexa; Aconoidasida; Haemosporida; Plasmodiidae. The transcript has a single exon. The record is from RefSeq and is a predicted model, not a curated record.
AUGAGUGAUAAUUUGAAGAUACUUAAAAGGGAGGUUAGUGCACAUAGAAUGGGGAGGCAUAACUGUGGGAGUAGUAGCAUGGUGGAGGAAUCUUUCUUGGAGCAACAUAGGCCCCGGUGCAGGAUGAAACGGCAGAAGGAGCAGGAGGAGGAAGAGGAGAAGAAGAUGAAGACGCUUUAA